Chlamydomonas reinhardtii is the source of this 14346-nucleotide messenger RNA. RefSeq lists its product as uncharacterized. The record is from RefSeq and is a predicted model, not a curated record. The transcript has 9 exons. Bases 737 to 13906 code for a protein of 4389 amino acids. Lineage: Eukaryota; Viridiplantae; Chlorophyta; Chlorophyceae; Chlamydomonadales; Chlamydomonadaceae.
AGAUAGGCCACAUCGCCGGUCCUUAGAUCACCGCUCCGGCCUGCCUCGCCCUGCCCCGCUCGCUGCCUGGCUCCCCCUGCACCCUGCCUACGGACUAUAGCACGCCUUCGCACGGCGCUUAGUGAUAGCUUUUGAGAUUCAACGCUCCUAAACAUAAACAAGUGCAAAAGGGCGUCUGUACCACACUUUCUCAACGAUACCGCAUGCCUUGCAACUUGAGUGCGUUUCCAUAGGCCUCGAUAAGACUCCACCUAACUCUAUUAGGUCAGCCACCAUGGCGGCGUCUUCGCCCCUGGUCCGGCUCAGGCGGCUUGCGCUGCCCCUAGCGCUUGUAGUGCUGUGCGCUGCCGCGGCACAUGGCCAGACGUUGAGCUCAGCUGUCCUCACAGCCUCGAACACUAUUAUGGCUACGCUAUCAAACGUUACCACUUCUACAGAUUGUCGGGCAGCAUUCGCUUACUUUGACUCAAACAACGCGACCAAGGCCGCGUCUCCCUUCGCCAACUGCACUGUCAGCGGCACAACCUCCGUGACUCUGAUUCUGGCCAGCGGCGUCAGCUACGCCGCCGGCGACCAGCUGAACAUCAAGGUCAAUCAGACCACACUCAACACCACGGCGGGGGUUCCCUUUGUGCCAGCAGCUGCGGCUGCGGCAGUGCAGCCAGUGCUGGGUGCCGCGACCCUGACGACCGCGUCCAGCCUGGUGGUGAAGCUGCCGCUGUCUUCUGGCAACACCAUGCCGGAUGGGUACGCCACAAACAUGACCAUCUGCGGCGCGGCGGUGCAGCUGCUGUCGGCGGCGGGCGCGGUGAAGGCCAGCCCCUUCUCAGCCUGCCUGCUGGCUGCGGACACGCUAACCCUGACGCUAACCAGCUCCGGCACCUAUGCCCCUGGCGACGUGGUGAAUGUUGUUGCCGGUCAGAGCACGCUAAAGAACGGGGCCACCAGCUACACCAAGUCAGCGGCUGGAAGUGUCAUCCGCCCCACCCUCACCACCGUGUCGCUGGCCACCACCACCACCAUCCUCAUCGGUGCCUCAGCGCCCGUCUCCCUCCCGGCCAACGCCAGCGCAGACGUGUGCAACUCCAUCUUCACGGUAGCCCUUAAGAGCGGCACGGCCCUGCCCACGGCCCUGUCUGCCUGCAUGGCCGGCCCUGCUGUCACCGCCAUCACCGCCACGUUCGCCAACGGCACCACCUACUCUGAUGGCCUGACCGUGACCAUCAAGGCCAACCAAACCCUGUUGCGCACCGGCGACCAGUCCGCGUCUUCGCCGCUGUUCCUGCCCCCUGCUUCCGCGCUGGUGAUUGCCCCCACCGUCCUCUCCGCGUCCCUGACUUCAGCCACCAGCAUUACCGUACAGCUGCCAGUUUCCAGCACGGCUAGCGGGACUCUGGAUGCGGCGGGCUGCAACGGAGCCUUUGAGCUGCGCGCGGCGGGCUCCUCUGCGUCCAAGUCCAGCCCCUUCUCGGCCUGCGCCCUGGCGUCCAACAACACCGCCCUGGUCCUGACCCUGGCCUCCGCCUCCACCUACACGGCUGGCGACAUCUUCAACGUCAAGAGCGGCCAGUCGCUGCUGCAGGUGGGCAGCACCGCCUACGUGCCCCAGGCCGUCAGUGUGCUGCCCACCCUCUCCACCGCCAUCCUGGUCGCCGCCUCCGUCGUCCGUGUCGGCCUGCCGGUGGUCUCCUCCAUCCCCGCCCCCUACUCCGCUGACGACUGCGCGCGCUCCGUCAUCAUUGCCGCCGCCAACUCCACCGCCGCAAAGGCCAUUUCGGGCUGUGUGCUGUCCGCUGAUGGCAAGGCCCUGCUCGUUACCCUUGGCGCCGCCUACGCUGCCGGUGACACCGUGAACGUGCGCACCGGCCAGUGGCAGCUGCGCGCGGGCGCCUCCGUCACCCUGGGCCCCAACUACAUCGCCGCCUCCACCCCCGUUGCCAUCGUGCCUGGCUUCAGCUCGGCUGUGCUGACAUCCGCCACCCAGGUCACUGUGCAGCUGCCCCUAGCCAGCGCGCUCCCCGCCACCAUCUCUGCCUCCGAGUGCGGCGACGCGUUUGACCUGCUGGACGCCUCCGGCACCACCUCGCGUGUGAGCCCCUGGACCGGCUGCUCCAUCGGCUCCAACAACACGCUGGUGCUCAACAUGACCGCCGGCAUCUACGUGGUGGGCGACCAGGUCACCCCCAAGUCGGGCCAGACCAAGCUGACGUUCGCCAACACCACCGCCUAUGGCGUGCUGCUGACGCCCAUCAACCCCAUCCUCACGGCCGCCACCACCGCCAUGCUGACCGCCUCCUCCACCAUUGUUGUGGCCCUGCCGUACGCCGCCAACCUGCCGGCCUCCACCAACAACGGCACCGUCUGCAACGCCGCGUUUGACCUGGUCUCUGCUGCCGGCGCGUCCAGGACUGCUCCCUUCAGCGCCUGCUCCAUCUCUGGCGGCACCACGCUGACGCUCACCAUUGCCUCCACGGCCUCCUACACCGCGGGUGACCGCAUCAACGUCAAGUCCGGCAACAGCGCCUUCCUGGGCUCCCUGUCCGCUUCAGGCCCGGCCUUUGUCCACGCCGGCACCGCCAUCGUCAUCACGCCCACUGUCGUGUCCACCGCGCUGAUCAGCAACACCAACGUGUUUGUGUCGCUAUCGGCACCCACUUCCGCCUCCGCCUUCAACCAGUCCAUCUGCAACGGCGCCUUCGACGUGUCCGGGCUCGCCACGCCCUUCACCAACUGCACGCUCAGCGCCGACGGCACCGGCAUCAGCUUCCUGCUUGCCAGCGCGGGCUCCGUCACCUCGGGUGUCACCACCAUCAACGUGAAGAGCAGCCAGCUAUUCCUGCUCGCCGCCGGCUCUGGCUCUAGCGACAGCCCAGCCUUUGUGCCCCGCGGCUCCGCCCUCACCAUCAGCGAGGCCAAGCUUGCCGGCGCCUACCUGACAGCUGCCAACACCAUCAUCGUCAAGCUGUCGGUGGCCGCGGCUGCAGUGGACGGCUUCUCCUCCUCCUGCAACAACGUGUUUACGCUGUUUAACUCUUCCGGCACCGCGCGCGCCAGCCCCUUCUCCGCCUGCACGCUGUCGACGGACGGCCUGACCGUGACCCUGACCACCAGCUCCUGGGUCUCCACCGACAAGCUGAACAUCCGGUCUGACCAGACGCUGCUCAAGGUGCUGGGCGCCGCCAACGGCCCCAGCUACCCCGCCCUCAGCAGCGCCACCGAGGUGUCGCCCGCCAUCACCAGCGCGCACAUCACCUCGCCCACCACCAUCAUCGUGCCGCUGCCCGUGGCCUCCGACCUGACCGGCUCCAGCUGCUCCUUCCUGGUGCUCACCGCCGCCACAUCCAAUUGCGCCCUGAGCAACAACGGCACCCUGCUGACCGUGACGCUGAGCGGCUCCUACACCAUUGGCGACACCAUCAACAUCAACGCCCUCAACUCAGCGCUGCGCGGCACCUCGUCCACCGGCGCCCUGUACCAGCCCGUGUCCGGCGCCACCGCCGCCACCAUCCAGCCCACCAUCGGCGCUGUGCAGGUCACCACCAGCACCCGCCUGCUGGUGACCCUGCCCGCCGCCAUGUCCUCGCCGGUGCCCAACCCGCUCACCGCCGACGCCUGCAAUGCCGCGCUAGACCUGUCCGGCAAGUCCAGCCCCUUCGCCGCCUGUACCGCCUCCGGCACCACCCUGACCCUGGACCUGGCCAGCGCCUUUGUUCCUGGUGACCGCCUGAACGUCAAGUCCACCAACACGGCUCUGCGCCUGGGCACCGGCGCCUCCGCGCUUUUCUUCCAGCCCCUGGCCACCUCGCCUGCCAACAUCCUCAACCCCACCUUCGUGAGCGCCAAGGCCACCUCCACCUCGGUCGUGGUUGUGUCCCUGCCUGCGGCCAGCACUUUCGUCAAGUCCGGUUCCGCGACCGCGGGCCUUGUCAAGGCGGACUGCGACACUGUCCUGGCCAUGAGCAGUGGUUCCCUGGUUGGCAGUGGCAACGCCUGCGACCUCAACACCACUAGCAGCAGCCAGCUGAUUGUCACGCUCGCCGGCACGACCUAUGCGCCAGGCCAAACGAUCAACGUGCUGACGACCAACACCAUGCUGCUUGCGGGCAGCUCCUCCGGCCCCGCCUACCAACCGCGCACCAUCACCAUCAACCCCGCUUACCUGUCGUCAGACGUGGUCGCCACCGCCCCCGACACCGUUGUCGUGACCCUGCCCGUCACCAGCGGUCUCUUUGCUGCGGACGGCUCUUCCCUGGGCAGCACCCUGACCGCCGCGCAGUGCGCCACCGUGCUGGAGGUCAAGGCCGGCACCACCGCCAAGGGCCUCGCCUCGUGCUCGCUUGCCGGCACCACCCUGACCGUGAAGCUGCUGGGCAACAACAGCGAUGUUUACACUGGCGGCGACACCUUCAACUUCAAGGACACCAACGCCCUGCUGCUGGCCGGCAGCGCCAACACCGCUCCCGCCUACAAGGCGCUGGCCACCGCCGCCGUCAUCGUGCCCAACCUGUACAAGGCGGUCGCGUCCGCAGGCGACACCAUCCUCAUCACCCUGCCCGCGGCCAGCACCUUUGUGGUCAGCGGCUCCGCGGUGCUGUCCGUCUCGGAUACCGUCUGCAACACCAUCCUCACCUUUACCAACAGCAAGACUGUCAAGUCCGGCACCAACUGCGUCAUCACCGGCGCCGUCCUGAGCCUCACGCUAAACUCCGCCAUCACGGACCAGACCACCGUCACCAUCAACAGCGGUGGCCAGACCACCCUGGUCUCGGGCACCGGCACUACCGGCCCCGCCUACAAGGCCGGCACGGCUGCGCCCAUCAGCCCCGCGUACCUGACGUCGGCUGCGGCCCGCUCGGCCACCUCAAUUGUAGUGACCCUGCCCUUCACCUCCACGGUCAACGGUGCCACAUUAACAAAGGCCACCUGCGACACCAUUGUGGAGGUGCUGAACGGCGGCGACGCCACCAAGCCCCGCACCCUGGACUCCGGCACGCCCUGCACCCUGGCUACCACCCUGCUGACCGUCAAUCUUGCCGCCACCGAGUCCUUCGCUCCCGGCGACACGGUCCGCAUCAAGUCCGGCAACACCGUCCUGCUCAUCGGCAGCGCUGGUGGCAACGCCCCCUACGUCCAGGCUACCACUGCCACGCCCAUUGCUCUGGGCUACGUGACCUCGUCCAUCGCCACCAAGGCCACGGAGAUCAAGGUUACCCUCCCCGUGCCCAUCACCCUGAUUAAGGCCGGCGUCUCUGUCGCCUCGCUGGACAAGACCGACUGCGACACACUGCUCACCGUCGCGUCUGGUACCCUGGCGGCCACCGGCUCGUGCGCACUGUCCGGCACCGUGCUGACCAUCACCACCACCUCCACCUACACGCCCGGCACAACCACCGUGCAGUUCACUGCGGUUGCCUCCAGCGCCAGCGUGAAGAUCUUAGGCGGUGCCGGCACCACUGGCACCAUCAUUGCUGCCCUGUCUGCGGCCAGCUCGGUCCUGCCUGGCUACCUGACUUCGGCCGUCAUCAGCGGUGCCAACACGUUCACGCUGACGCUGCCCUACGCUGUCACUUCUGGCGGCAACCCCACCUGCAGCGACAUCAUUGAGAUCAAGGCGGCCAACGGCGCCAUGAAGACCUUCAACGGCGUCUGCAGCGUCGCGUCCGCCACCACCGUGACCGGCACCACCAACGAGGCCUUGCUCGCCUCCGACACGGUGACGCUCAAGGGCGCUCAGAAUGCCCUGACAACCACCACGGGCAGCAAGAUCUACGCGGCCACCGCCGCCAUCAACAUCCAGCCUGCCUACCUGACCGGCGCCUACGCCAUCGACGACAAGAAGUUUGUGGUGGUGCUGCCUUACGCCAGUACCCUGGCCGCCGGCACCUGCUCGAGCAUUGUGUCCGUCACCGACAACAACAAUGGCCCCGCGGAGUCUGGCUGCAGCCUGGCCCUGGACGGCACCGGCAUCUACCUGACCGUGACUGUCAGCGCCAGCCUGACCGCCACCGCCUGGAAGGUGGACUUCAAGGCCGCCCAGACGGCCCUCACGGUGGGCAGCACCGCCUGGGCGCCCAUGGCCACUGGCACCGCCAAGUCCCUGAACGCCGGCGCCACCACCUGGGGCAGCAGCAUCAUGACCGCCACCGCCGUCGCCACCAACGUGCUGGAGGUGACGCUGCCCAUGUCCAGCUACAUGGCCGACAUCUCCAGCGGCUGCUCGCCCGUGACCUUCUCCACCGCCAACACCGCCGCCUCCUGCAAGCUCAUCGGCACCACCUCCAGCCCCAACAGCAUCCUGCAGAUCACACUGACAGCCGGCUAUGUUGCGGGCGCGGUGUCACUCGCUAACGCGGCGGGACUGAUUAAAGCGGGCAGCGCGUCAGGCACAGCCAUUGGUGCAGCCAGCACCGUUACCAUCAAGCCCACCUUCGUGUCAGCCGUCGCCACUGGACCUCGGACCAUUGUUGUGGCUCUGCCUAUUCAGAGCAAGAUCAUCAAGGGUGCUCCGACAUGCACAGGCGGUGCCGUCACUUGCAGUAGCGGAACCGCUACCUGCCAAUCCGGCUCUCCAGCUUGUUCGGCUGCUGGCACCUACACUUGCACGGCAACUGACCCGACGGUUGGCCUGACGUGCGCAGCGCCAACCGUUACCUGCCCCGCCAGCACAACCGCGGCGUGCAUCACUGGUGGAUCUCCAGGCUCCAUUGCCACUGCUGGAAACGGACCCGGGUGUGCUGCAGCAACAACUGACGGCGGCACAGCUGCGUGUGGUGCGGGCAUCUCCGCUGUGUGCUACAGCAGCUCCUUGACUACUGCGGCACGAUGUGCCAGUGGCUCGGCUUUCAGCGCAGCAAAUGGCAACAACUGUGAUGAUAGUGCUUCAAGCAUCGACCUGGACCCCACUUGCUACACGUCUUCAACAAUGACGGCAACAGCCGUCAGUGACGCAGCGCUCUGCACAGGCUGGAUAUCUGGCAUGCCAACAUGUAGUUCCAGUGGAAAGUUCGCUUGCGUCUCGGCUACCGGACCUACCUGCACUGCAUCCACCGCCCCCACUUGCAAGAGCCCCUUCACUGGCACCGCAAAUUGCGCAAUAACCUUCUCUUGUGGCGGCACCGGCCUGGUGGUUCCCACUUGCACUGGGAGCUUCACCGGUUGCUCCAAGGGCACCACCGGCGACACCUGCGAUGAUGACAUCGCUUCUCCUGCGGACUGCUCGACAAUCUUCAGCCUCACUGGCGGCACUGCGACCAUUGCCGGCUGCAGCAACCCGGGCUCUGAUUUCACUGCACCGUACACCACCACCGUGACUCUGGCCACCGCGAACUGGGUGCCCGGCACCACCCUGUCGGUGGCCGCGGACCAGGCCGCCGCCGCCGCGACCAACUACCUGAAGCCCACAGCUGCCAUCACUCUUCUGUACACCACCAAGCCCAGCGGUGCCGUCGUAAUCUACCCCUCCAUCAGCUCCGCCACCCUGACUGGCCCCAAGUCGCUCCAGGUGACGCUGCCCGUGGCCGCCUCCGUGCCCAGCUCCGGCCUGUCCCCCGCCGACUGCAACAACAUCUUCCAGCUGUACGCCACCGGCACCACCACGCCCAAGACCGCGGCGGUCUUCUCCGCCUGCUACCUGGGCGCCGACAAGCAGACCUUCUACCUGACACUGGCCGCCGCCGCCGCCUCCACCACCAACGCCAACACGUACGCGGUCAAGGACCUGAUCAACAUCAAGGCCGGCCAGAGCCUGCUCAAGGCCGACUCGGCCACCGCCGCCAACCGCCUGGCCUUUGCGCCACUGCCCGAUGCCCUGCUGAUCCGGCCUGCCAUCACUUCGGCCGUCGCGACCACCAUCGCCUCCGCGGCGGUCAUCAAGAUGCAGCUGCCCCUCACCAGCAACCUGGGCACUGUUAACUGCGCGACAACCGGCAUCAAGGUCCGCGUGGACGACGCGACUGACAAGACCCAGGCCAACACGGGCGCUUGCUCCAUCUCAAGCGACGCCAACGGAGCCGUCCUGACGCUGACCCUGAACCAGGCCCUGGGCGCCUCCGACUUCACGACCGGCAAGGGUGUGUCCGUGGUGGUGGUUGCGACCAGCAGCGCCGACGCGACCAAGCUGCAGCUCUUCGGUGGCUCUGACAACACCGGCCCGCUGUACGUCACCGGCUCCAUUCCUGUGUACGACGUGGUCACGCCGGGCCAGAGCAUUGUGUCCGCCAAGGCCAUCGCCUCCAACCAGGUGGAGAUCAAGCUGCCGGCGCCCAGCACCAUCACCACCGGCAACACCUGCGCCAACUUCCUGGCCUUCACACCAACGCGCACCAUCAGCAGCUGCGUCUAUGACGCCGAAACGCAGCUGGUCACCGCCACCGUGGACCAGUUCGCCGCCGGGGACGCCGUCAACAUUGCAGGCGCCCCCAACCUGCUCAAGUACGCCACCGCCGCAGCCACGCUGACAGACUACGCCGCCCUGGCCGCUGCCGCCACCGUGUCGCCCGCCCUCGUGUCCGCCUACACCGUGGACAGCACCACCAUUGCGGUGGUGCUGCCCGCCACUAGCAGCUUCUACAGCGGCGCUACCAACAGCGCCACCAAGGUGGCCUCGCUCACGGACGUAGAGUGCGCCGACGUGCUGACGGUGCUCUUGGCCGGCAAGACCAACAGCGCCGGCGUCUCGGCCUGCGCCACGCCCUCCAACUGCCGCACGCUGUUCAGCGGCGCCGCCUGCCUACUGGGAACCACCAGCGCCGGCGACACCCUCCUGACCAUCAAGCUGGGCGCCUCUUACGCUGCCGGCGACGCCGUCGACGUGUGGGACAAGAACGCCGGUCUGAAUGGCGCCACUGCCGCUGCCAAGCCGCUGCGUGUGGGCACCAAUGUCCAGGCGCUGUACGUGCCUCGCCGCAUGCCCGUGGUCAUUGAGCCACGCAUUGUUUCUGCCUCCGCCACCGGUGCCCGUACCAUCGCCGUGACGCUGCCUGUGACCAGCCAGCUGAUCGACAGCACCGGCACCGUCAUCUCGGCGCCCACGCAGCAGCAGUGCGCAAGCCUUGUGGCGCUGCCUGCCGGCAAGUCCGUGGCCUCGUGCGCCAUCUCGUCCGACUUCCUCACCCUCACCCUGACGCUGGCCGCCGACUUCGCUCCGGGCGACACUGUCAACAUUGCAUCGGGCCAGACCCUGCUGCGCGCCUGGAAGUCCGACGUUGGCCCCGGCUACGAGCUGUCUGGGCCCCUGUACACGCCCUCGGCCAGCGCCGUGACCGUCACGCUCAGCUUCUUCGUGUCGGCCACUUCCACCGCUGCCAACACCAUCGUGGUGACCCUGCCCUUCCCCGUCAAGAUGUACGACCUGGCUGCCUCCCCCGCUGAGAUUCUUGCUGCCGACGGCGCCACGCCCACCAAGGACAACUGUGACAGCGUCAUCCGCGUCAUCCCCUCCGGCUCCACCAUCGCGCGGACCUUGGUCGCCCCUGGCGCUGGCGUUGCGCCCUGCGUCCUCAGCGGCAGCGGCACCACAAUCACCCUGACCCUCGACACAACCGUGAGCUCGUAUGCGACCGGCGACCGCAUCGACGUCGGCUUUGGCAACAGCGCCAACCUGCGCGGUGCAGCCACCGCCGCCGCCGUGGCCAACACCUCGCCCAAGUACACCACUGUGGCGACACUGAACGCAGCUGCCUCGGCCGCGGUCGUCACCAUUGGCCCUUCGAUUGUGUCGGCUGCCGCCGCCUCGCCCACCCAGGUCAAGGUGACUCUGUCCGCCACCGGCACCAUCACCACCACCCCGGCCACCGUGGACGACUGCAACAAGAUUGUCACCUUCACCCCCGCCAAGACCCUGGCCGCCACCUCGCCCUGCUCCGUGGCCGGCACCACGCUGACCGUGAACCUGGACAAGGCCACGCCCUACGCCGGCACUGACGCGGUCAACAUUGCGGCCGCCAACUCGCUGGCCGCCACCACCAACCCGCUCAAGGCCGGCUCGCUGGCGUUUGUGGCCAAGGCCACAGCGGUGACCAUCGACCCCAACCUGUACACCGCCACCGCCAUCGACUCGCUGGUGUACGAGGUCGCCCUGCCCGCCGCCAGCUCGGUCGGCUCCACCGCCCUCACCGCCGCUCAGUGCGGCGCCAUCCUGAGCCUCACGGGAGGCCGCACUAUCUCCUCCACCGUCACCGCCCCCUGCGUCCUGGACACCACCAAGACGCUGCUCACCGUCAGCCUCGGCACCGCCUACGCCGACGGCGACACCGUGACGCUGCAGAGCACCCAGGCCACGCCCUGGCUGCGUGCUGCCUCGGACACUGGCCCCGCCUACAAGGUCGGCAGCACUCUGAUUGUCAAGCCCACCAUCGCCUCGGCCAAGGCAACCACCGCCACCACCAUUGAGGUCACGCUUCCUGUCACCAGUGUUAUCUGGAGCACGUCUGGCGGAGCGGCAGUCAGCACUGCGCUGACCGCGACCGAGUGCGGCAAGAUCCUGUCGGUCAAGCGCGGCUCCGGCACCGUGGCCCUGUCUGCGUCCGGCGCCUGCAGCCUGUCCAGCUCCGGCAGCACCACCUUGACGGUCACCCUGGCGUCUGACCAGGUCUUCCAGGCGGGCGACAAGAUCAACAUCCUGGCCUCCAACACCGACAGCGCCAACACCGACAAGUACCUGGUGGCCACCACCAGCAGCUCGGGCCAGGCCUACAUCGCGCGCAGCUCUGACGUGGUGAUUGCGCCCGGCUUCAUCAACGCGGCCUACGCCGUCGGCCCCAACACCCUGUCGGUUGCCCUGCCCGUGGUCAGCUCCAUCGCGACGGACAACGACUGCUCGACCGUGGUCACCGUCCGCGCCUCCGCCACCCCCACCACCACUCGCACCGUGUCAGGCGCCUGCACGGUUGCCUCGGACGCCACCGGCUACUACCUGGUUGUGACGCUGGCCGCCGGCACGCCAUUCGUGUCGGGCGAUGAGGUCCUGAUCAAGAGCGGCAACACCGCCCUGGUCGGCAGCAUUGCGUACGCCAGCGGCGCAGCAGGCGCCACCAAGCCCAUCUACGCCAACUUUGAUGAUGCCAUCCUGACCGCGCCCACCACCGUGCUGGUCACGAUGGCCGCCGUCACCACCGUCAGCUUCACCUCCAAGGCCGACUGCGACGCCGUGUUUGUGUUCAGCGGCGCCGGCAACACCACCAAGACCACCAGCCCAAUUGCCAGCUGCGCCCUUGCGCCAGAUGGCCUAUCGGUCACCAUCACCCUGAGCUCGGCGGACGCCUACGUGCCCGGCGACGCAAUUAAUGUGGUCAAGGACCAGACCUCGGCCAAGGUGGGCGGCGUGGGCGGCACCAACCUGGUUCCCUACCCCACCGCCACCACCAUCUCGCCGCGCCCCUUCGGUGCCAAGGCUACCCUGGUUGCCCCCACCUCAGUCGCCUUCAGCCUGCCGGCGGUCAGCUCCCUGCCCGCCGCCACGGCCGCUGCCGACUGCAACGCCGCGGUGCGCUACACGGAUGUGGCGGGUGUGGACGCCGUCAACCCCUUCACCAGCUGCGCCCUCACGCCCGACACCAAGGGCGUGGUGCUCAACACCGCCAGCCCCAUCUACAAGGCCGGCGACGUGAUGAACAUCAAGUCCGGAAACGCAGCCGUGCGCUGGGGCCCCCAGGCCAGCGGUGCCGCCUACUACCCCGCUGCCGCCGACGUGCCGGUCUUCGCCACCGUCGCCACCGCCACCCUGGUCGACCCGUCCACUGUGGUGCUGAACUUGCCGACUGUGUCAGCCAUCCCUGACAACUUCACCGUCCCCGACUGCCUGCGCGCCAUUGAGUUCAAGACGGCUGCGGGCGUGACCAAGAACGGCACUGUGGCGUCCUGCAUGCUGAUGCCCGACCGCCUGGGCCUGCAGGUGAAGCUGCUGUCGGCUGGCAACUUCAGCGCCGGCGACACCGUCAACAUCAAGCCGGAGCAGGCCGAGCUGCGCUCCUCGGCGCUGGCCACCGGCCCCAGCUACGUGCCCAAGCUGGCGGCGCAGGUGGUGAACCCCGCGCUGUUCGCCAACGCCAACCUGACCUCCGCCACCGCCAUCACUGUGCGCCUGCCCUUCGCCAGCGCCCUGGCCACUGGCGCCGACUGCAAGGCGGUGCUGGCGCUGCUGGGUGCGGGCGGCGUGGCCAAGAACGUGAGCAGCUGCAGCCUGGGCGCCGACGGCGUGACGCUGGCGGUGACCAUCCCCGCGGCCUCGUUUGUGGGCGGCGAUGUGCUGAACAUCGUGCCCGGCCAGAGGGCCCUGACCCUGGCUGACGGCACCACCGCCUACGUGCCCUCCAAGGCCGGCGUGCUGGUCACCCCCAACAUCGUGUCCGCCACGCUCACCAACGCCACCAUCGUCACCGUCGCCCUGCCCACCGCCUCGGUCCUCACCAGCACCGCUGCCGCCGACUGCAAUGCCGCCGUGGUCAUUGCCCGCAACGGCAGCGCCGUCGCCAGCCCUCUGUCGGCCUGCGCCGUCAGCGCCGACGGCCUGAGCCUCACGCUCACCGCCGCCGCCACCUACAAGCCCAUGGCUGGUGACACGGUGGAUGUGGCUGUCAGCCAGACCGUGCUGCGUGCCGGCAGCGCCACCGGCCCGGCCUACGUGCCCCGCCCCUCACCCGCGCUCAUCACCGUGCCCUCGCCCCCGCCCUCGCCUCCCCCGUCGCCCGCGCCCUCGCCUCCCCCCUCGCCGCCGCUGUCGACCGCCAACUACUCGGCCCGCGGUCUGGCCACCGGCCCGCUGUCCUGCAACGUGCUAAUUGGCGACCUCACCGUCACCACCACCGCGGGCAACUUCACCGGCAUGGCCAGCUACGCCGGCAAGGACGCCUCCUACAAGGGCUCUUGCAAGGACGCGGUCACCGGCGCCGUGUACACGGACGACACGGUGGCCUCCACGCUGCCCGCCGGCCUGACCGGCCUGGUCCUGUCGCCCGUGACCGCGCUGGCCUCGGUGUGGGACCUGAAGAGCGUGGCCGACCUGGCCAACACCAACAAGGACUACCUGCGCCUGUUCGGCGUGCCCGUCAACGCCUCCGCCUACGGCACCGCUGUCCAGCUGCUGGCCUACGACUACUACGUCAAGGGCUUUGUGGCGCUGGAGACGCCGGCCGUGGCGGUGCUGAACGUGGAGGGCAUGGUGGCCGCCAACCUGCUCAUGUACACCAAGUUCUUUGACGGCCUGAACACCUCCGUGGCCGGCCGCGACAUCACCGCCGCGCAGGCCCUGGCCGCGGGCCAGUACGCGCUGGCGGCCGUCCUGGAGGACAGCAUCGCGCCCAUCAACACCACCGACCCCGCCAGCAUCCUGGCGCUGCUCAACGUCACCUACAGCGUCCUCACCGCCAACGCCACCAGCGCCGCCGGCCGCCGCCUGCUGCAGACGGCGCCCGCUCCGUUCACCCAGCUGCAGGCGCAGGCCACGGCCCUGGCCGCCGCCGCCGCCGGCAGCAACGCGCUGGUGGCUGCCCAGCAGGCCAGGCUGAUCACCGCCAUCAACGCCGGCACCAGCAUCUCGGCGGCCGAACUGACCAACAUCAUCAAUGAGGCCAGCAAGGUCAUUGUCGCGCAGUCGACCGUCAUUGCCACCGCCGCCACCGGCCUAGGCAGCGGCGCCAUCAGCCCUGCGUCCUUCACCAGCAGCUACACCGGCUCCGCCCUCUCCACCCUGGUGGCGCAGCAGCAGCUGGCGGCCACGCCCGGCAGCGACGUGACCGCCGGCCCCGCGCCGUCGCCUCCCUCGGACAAGAAGAAGAGCAACACGGGCCUGAUUGUGGGUCUGGUGGUGGGCCUGGUGGGCGGCGCCAUCGUCAUCACCCUCAUCGUGGUGUUCAUUGUCAUGCGCCGCCGCAAGCAGAACGUGGCGGCGGCGGGCCAGGCCACCGCCUAAUAAGGCGUGUUAAACGCAAUGCUCCAGUUAGUUGAUUUGAGUCGAUUUGUGAAUCGUACAUAGCAGAUUAGGAAGUGAACACUUCAUUGCGUGUUACCUACACAAGGGGGCUGCACACAUGCGUGACGUGUGCGACAGCCCUGCAUUCAUUGUGUGCGUGCUGUGUGUUGUCGUCUUGGCGGCCAGGUCCUAACCUCGUAAUACCACAAGACAUGAAUUCAUGUUUGUUUGGAUUGGGCGCGGCAACCCAGAUUGUUGGCCCUGAAACCGGAGACGACCUAAGACUGACUUCAGCCCCAGAAGGGCGUUUGUAAUCCGUGUGGUUCAUGGUAACGUUUCAGGUCUUGUGCACUUGGGAUGCUAGCGCGGAAGGGUAGGUUGUGGAAGGGGAAAGAUGGGUGGCAUCACACGUGCAACCUAGCCUGUAACAGCCUGCCAGC